AUGAACGUCAUUGAUCUCAGUAGCCAACAAGUUAAGGACGAAAGCUGUGAAUACAUUGAUCUCAAUCAAGCUGAAACCGAAGUAUUCGAGUCAUCGCCAUUGAAAGAGGUUGUUCAAAAUACCGUCGAUGAGGAACAGGUACCUGACUAUGAACCGCAGAUUAACUCACAGAAUAUACCUGCAAUUGAAACCACAAGGGAUAAACUGGGAAAUUUACAGCUGGAACAGCAUGUCGAAGAAUACAGUGCUGUGAAUAGGCGGAAAGAGAUACCAGAAUCUAUGGAACAGCGGUUAUUGCGUAUAAAGGAUGAGUUGGAGGAGAUCAAGGCAUUACAAGAGCUGGGUCACGAUUCUGUUAACUCUCAGGAUCUCAAAAUGCUAGAAGAUCUUCACCACCAGUUGAACUCCGAUUCACAAUCAAAAAUGCAGGGAUUAAGACAGAGACUUUCUAAAGAGACGGAAGCAGAUGCUGUGGUUCUACCUCAUUUUACAAUGAACUUCGAAGACUGUAAAAGGUUACUGGAAGUAGAUCAGAGAAUGUCAUUACUAGAAGGAAAAGUGGGCUCUACUCUAGAUCAAGAGGAUGACAAGUCUUUAGUGACUAAAUUGGAAGUACUCUUCCGUCAGAUCAAGAUCCUUAAGAAUGAUAGUGAUACAUUGGGUCAAUUCCAUGAGAGAUUAGCGCAAAUUAACAAAAACUAUGAGGAUUCACUUGCAGGAAGAAAAGCACGAACUGAUGCCAAGCUUUAUGAUGCAAUAUGUGGAGGGAUGACUAUGCAAGAAACAAAAGUAGAAGAAUUGUACAAAUAUCAUGGACUACUAGAGAGUUACGGUCCCAUUUUCCCUCAACUAUUAAAUCGAAUUAAACAACUUAGCGGGAUGAGUGAUAAAAUUCUUGAGAGCUAUGAGAUCGCGCAUUCUUUAAACUCUUCUGUCAUGGACCUUCAAUCCCAGGCAAAUAAAUGGGAAAAUAUCUUGAAUUCUGUAGAGCAAAAAUUGGACCAACAAGAAAUUGAUCUGAAUAAAAAUGCCAGCUACGUGAAUAAGAGAAUAGCAGCGCUGGAAAAUAAGCCCAAAAGCUGA
Molecule: messenger RNA, 1083 nt
Organism: Zygosaccharomyces rouxii
Lineage: Eukaryota; Fungi; Ascomycota; Saccharomycetes; Saccharomycetales; Saccharomycetaceae
Gene: JNM1
Product: Jnm1p
Exons: 1
Coding region: 1-1083 (360 amino acids)
Biological process (GO): mitotic spindle organization
Cellular component (GO): dynactin complex; cytoplasm
Source: RefSeq, a predicted model, not a curated record